Messenger RNA from Oldenlandia corymbosa var. corymbosa, 2718 nucleotides. The record is from the annotation of a GenBank genome assembly. NCBI's taxonomy places the organism in Eukaryota, Viridiplantae, Streptophyta, Magnoliopsida, Gentianales, Rubiaceae.
GUUUACUUGAAAGUAUUCGAGUGUCCAAAGUAGUCAUCAGUUUUAGUCUCGUUACUUGAGUUUAUUAUACGUCUUAAAAAAACAGUUCACUUUCUGGGACGACAAUAAAGGGAGUACUUCUUAGGCAAUCAGAAGAUUAUUAUAAAACUCACAAGUGUACAAUAUUUUUCAGAUAAUCCACUCUCUGGGACGACAAUAAAAGGAGUACUUCUUAGGCAAUGGUUAUGGUGGUGGCAUUUCUUGCUGUAUCAAUAAUAACAUUUGAAUCAGCCAAUUCAGACCCCCAAACCAAUUUGCUAGACAAGGGUUGCAAUCAGUACACUCCAAAUAAUGUCACGGAAUUCUACAGCAAUCUUAAUGCCAGUUUUGCUGAUCUUAGAAACCAGAUAUCAAAAGAUAAUCAGCAUUUUGGCACAGCACAGAGAGUGUGGACUUCCGACACGGUUUACGCCAUGGUUCAAUGCAGGAAUUACCUUUCUACUGCUGAUUGUGUUUCUUGUUUCAAUUCUGCUGUUUCCCAGAUCCGGGAAUGCUAUCCUUUUGAAGGAGCUCAUGUUACAUAUGAUGGUUGCUUCCUCAGGAGGGAGGCUUCAUCAUUCUAUGACCAGACUGUACUUCUUCCAGGAAACAAUCAGGUUUGUGGCGCUCAAACAGCACCACAGCCAACUAGUUUUCAAACCCAGGCUGAAGCUUUGUUGCAGGAUCUCAAACUCGCGACGCCGCGAAUUAAGGGAUUCUUUGCUGCAUCAAAAAGGCAAUUGAGCAAUGGUGGUGGUGAUGCAGUUUACGUGGUGUCUCAAUGCACGGAAACAGUCCGGCCAAGCGAUUGUGAAAACUGCUUGAAGUUGGCAUAUGGUAAUUUACUUGGCUGUUUACCGAAAACAGACGGAAGAGCUUUUGAUGUAGGAUGUUUUAUGAGGUAUUCAACAACUGCUUUUUAUGCUGAUAAUCAGACAACCAACAUCAAUCCUUAUCUAGGAGCCGGAGGAGAAAGCUCAAACAAAAGGAAAAAAGCAAUUAUUCUUGGAGCACUUGUUGGCGUUGGCCUUCUGCUACUUAUACUUGCUUUAUUGUUAUGGUGUCAACUCUUCAGAAACCCGAAGAAAUUUGAGAAAAGUAAUAUCUUUGGCACAACAGAAAUACGGGGUCCUAUAACAUAUGAUUAUAAGGUUCUAAAAUACGCAACUAGAGAUUUCAAUGAAGAAAAUAAACUUGGCGAAGGCGGUUUUAGUGAGGUGUACAAGGCAACAAUGAGAAAUGGUAAGGUGGUUGCAGUCAAGAAGCUGAACAUAACUUCUGGAAGGGCAAAAGCAGAGUUUGAGAGUGAAGUCAGACUUAUUAGUAAUGUUCACCAUCGGAAUCUUGUGCGCCUACUAGGAUAUGCUAGCAAAGGAGCAGACCUGCUCCUUGUUUAUGAAUACAUGGCAAAGGGAAGCUUAGACAGAUUUUUAUAUGGAGAGAAAAGAGGACAUCUCGAUUGGAAGAAGCGGUUUAACAUCAUAAUUGGCAUAGCUAAGGGACUUGCGUAUUUACAUCAACAGUAUCAUGUUUGCAUCAUUCAUCGGGAUAUUAAGUCCAGUAAUAUCUUACUAGAUGAUGAUUUUCACCCGAAGAUUGCUGAUUUUGGAUUGGCAAAGCAUUUGCCUGGAGAUCGGAGUCAUUUAAGCACUGGAUUUGCUGGUACCUUGGGAUAUGUAGCACCAGAAUAUGCAGUUCAUGGACAUUUGUCUGAGAAAGUUGACACCUAUGGAUUUGGCAUUGUGAUCCUUGAAAUAAUCAGCAGCCGAAGAAGCAAUAACACGACAGUUGCACCUGUCAGCGAGUCACUUCUCGAGCAGGUAGCUAAAGUUCAACCGGAAUUCAUCAUGUUAUCUGUAGUUUAGCUUCUAUGGCAUUGCUCAUUUUCAUGGUGGUAACAGGCGUGGAAGCUGUAUGAGACCAAAUCGCACCUACAGUUGGUGGAUGAAUCUUUAGACCUUAAUGACUACAAUACUGCAGAAGUGAAAAAGGCCAUAGAAAUCGCUUUGAUCUGCACUCAAUCACAACCUUCUGAGAGGCCUUCCAUGUCCGAGGUAGUUAUCAUGCUUUCAGGUGAUCACUCAAUCGAAGAGUGUCGCCGCUCUAACAGUAACAUCAGCUCUGACACAAAAUUCUAAAAGGGGAGAGACACAUUGUCAUUAAAUUCAAUGAGCUUAAAUUUUCUCUGUAAUUUCAUGGACAUAGCACUUGUUUUUAGAUAAUACAAAUCCAAUAAUGACAACAAAAGUACCUACCUCUAUCAUUACCAACUCCUGAACUAAGGACAUUUGCAUCAAACUAGUUAGAGCUUCUAUGUAAUUACGUAAUUGGAAAAAUGGGUCUUUUCAUCCCAAAGUUUGGGUCAUACCAUCCAAAAUAUCCCAAGGUUUAAGAACAUGUCAUUUACAUCCCAAACUUUUUAAAAACAUGUUACAUUAGAUAUUCGUUAAAUUUUUAAGUCCAGUUAAUUAAUUAAUGGUGGUACUUUAUUCUGUUUCUCUUCCCCCAAUUCUUUAAUCAUUUAACACGUUCCACUAACUCUCACUUUAUAAGAAAAUAGCUAAACCUAAUUUGGUCUUCACAUCAUCAAUUCUUCCCUUGCUUAGAAAAAGAAAAAAAAAAAAUCGAAGAUUCACCUUCUAGAUUGAUAACAAUCAUGAGAGGUUUUGUGUGUGUCCUAAUUAGAAAGUAAGCCCUAUU